Meloidogyne enterolobii is the source of this 1899-nucleotide messenger RNA. The record is from the annotation of a GenBank genome assembly. NCBI's taxonomy places the organism in Eukaryota, Metazoa, Nematoda, Chromadorea, Rhabditida, Meloidogynidae.
AUGACUUUAGCCUCAAAUAAUCAAACAAAAUUGAGAAGAAUAAUGGUUAUUAGAAAGAAUGGAUACGGAUUUAUUUCUUCAACUGGUUAUCCUAAAGAUGGCUAUGAGCGUGUAAAAUGCGCAGUUAAUUUAGAAGCACAAGAAGGAAGUGGAUUAGUUAUUAAUAUAAAAUUUUUGGAUUUGGAUUUAGAACCUAGAUAUUCUCGUUCAGAUCAGUGUUUACGUGAUUAUUUUAUUUUGACAUUUAUUGAUAGAGAAGGAUUAGAACAUACAAGUGAAAGAAUUUGUGGAAAUAAAAAACCAAAGUCUAUACAAAGUAUGCAGUCAAAAUUAAGAGUUUUAUUCAUUGCAACAUCCCCACCCUUACAGCAUUAUUUACCAAAUACAAAUACUUCAAAACGUUGGAAAGGAUUUAAAUUACGUUUUGAUUUUGUAAAAGAAGAGAAAAUUUCUGUAAUAAACAGUCAAUAUGAAGAACCAAAUAAAAGAUAUCGUUUAGAAUGUGGAGGUGCAAAUUUACCAAAUUCUUUAAGUGGAAUUAUUCAAUCACCUGGAUUCCCGUCUACAUAUCCUCAAAAUGUUAAUUGUUUUUGGCUUAUUCGAGUUGAUCCAAAUAAAAGAAUUUAUAUUAGAAUAGUGGAUCUGGAAUUAUCACCGACAUUGGAUUAUGAACGUGCUUUUCUUUCAAUAAUAGAUGGAUAUAGCUUUGGAAUUUCUUCUGAAGAAAUAAAUCAAAAAAUUAAUGAAGAUUAUCAAAAAUCUUCUAAUAACAUAUUAAAUUUUGGUUCCCCAAGAAGAGAUACUACAAGUAUUUCCUUUUAUGGAAAUAAAUCAUAUUAUACAGAAGAAGGGUCGUUAUCUUACCUUUCCGAAAGUAACAGAGUAAUUAUACAGUUUAUGACAACUGAGGGACCAACACAAAUUCAAUUAGCUGAAUACAAGAAAAAUUAUAGCCCAAUUGGUUUCCGUCUUCUUUGGACAGAGGUCCAUUCAUUGAUAGCAACUUCGAGUGAUUUCCCUCUAACUACAGAUAUUGAGACUUCUGUUAGUCAAGAUGCUGAAGAAAGCUUUGAUGUUAUAACGAGUGAUCUUUGUCCAGGAUUUGUGUGUCUUGGGGGAUAUUUUUGUUUGGACAGUCAAAAUAGUGUUUGUGUUGAACGUAACAGACUUUGUAUUAACGAAACAUUGCGUUGUGAUGGAAUCUCAAAUUGUGCUGAGAAUGAUGAUAGUGAUGAGGAAUAUUGCUAUUCAAAAAAUCCUUUUUCAAUGUCAGCAUUAGCUUUUUUAAUAAUUAUUUUAAUUGUGCUUUUACUUUUAAUUAGUACUUGCUGUAUUAUUAAAAGUUUUGGAAAUUCUAAAAAUGAAAAUAAUGAAAGAAAAAUAAACAAAAAAUUGGGGGACAAGGAAAAUAAAGAAUUUACAUCCACAGAAAUUUUUAAUAAAGAAGAGAAUGGGGAAAUGAUAACUGAACGAUUUAAAGACAACACAAAAAUUCAGCGUAAUACUGAAGCUAUUCCUUCAGUUUCCUCUAUUGUUAAUAUCCAAACAAAUAUAAUUCCAGCGACACCCCCAAUUAUUCAAGAAUGGAAUCAACAAAAUAAUACAUGGCACAACACAAAAACAACAAAAAAUGGGAUAAUAAACAAUAAACAAAACUUUAUUAACGAGAAUGAACAAGAAAUUCUUCGUUUACAACCUUGCCUUUGUCCAAAGCCUCUAGAAAUUAUUUGUAAACAACAAAACGAAAAUGAACGGAAUUUUAAAUCUCAAAAAAUUAAAAAUAAAAGUGAAGAUAAUUACGAGGAGGAGGAAAAUAAAUGGAAUAAUGAAAGUACAAGUAUAUGGGAACAACGGAAAUCAUUUGUUGCAGAAAUGGCUGAAGUUAAUAAAGAUAUUUAA